This is a messenger RNA of Phalaenopsis equestris, 1954 nucleotides long. RefSeq names its product methionine--tRNA ligase, chloroplastic/mitochondrial. Gene Ontology annotation, cellular component: chloroplast stroma; mitochondrion. The record is from RefSeq and is a predicted model, not a curated record. The coding region runs from base 116 to 1954 and encodes 612 amino acids. Gene Ontology annotation, biological process: methionyl-tRNA aminoacylation. Lineage: Eukaryota; Viridiplantae; Streptophyta; Magnoliopsida; Asparagales; Orchidaceae. Gene Ontology annotation, molecular function: ATP binding; methionine-tRNA ligase activity. The transcript is spliced from 12 exons.
CCCAAUAGCCUCGCGUUUGUUCGAAUUGCAAAAUCAGAUUGUUUUGGGCAUCCCACAUCCAACCUCCGAUAAAUCGAGCUCUCCUCGAACAGAAAGAACUAUACUGUUCCCUCCCAUGGCGAGCAGUGCCCUUCUCCCUCAUUACCACGGCCUAUGCGCCAUUACUCCCUUACUAACAAUUUGCCGCCGAACCAAUCUCCUUGCCCUAAACCCUUCCCGUGGCCUCUGCCGCCGUCCGACGCCGGCUCUUAUCUCGACCUCCUCCUGCUUCCGCAGCGGCCUCCAAUUCGAGGAACAGAACAAAAUCGACAGCAAGGCGCAGCCUUUCGUGUUGACGACACCUUUAUACUACGUUAACGCUCCUCCCCACAUGGGCAGUGCCUAUACAACCAUCGCAGCCGAUGCCAUUGCUAGGUUUCAGAGGUUACUUGGAAAGAAAGUAAUAUUCAUCACUGGAACAGACGAGCAUGGAGAGAAAAUUGCUACUGCUGCGGAGACCAACGGCAGAAGCCCAAGAGAACACUGUGAUAUGGUUUCAGAUGCCUAUAUAAUGCUUUGGAAAGAUCUAGACAUAGCUUAUGACAAAUUUAUCCGCACUACCGAUCCAAGACAUGAAGGGAUUGUGGAGGAAUUCUACUCAAGAGUGUUUAACAAUGGUGACAUAUAUCGUGCUGACUACGAGGGGCUCUAUUGUAUCAAUUGUGAGGAGUACAAGGAUGAGAAAGAGUUACUUGAAAAUAAUUGUUGCUCGAUGCACUUAAAGCCUUGCAUCUUGCGCAAGGAGGAUAACUAUUUUUUUGCCUUGUCGAAGUAUCAGAAAGUGUUGGAAGAAUACUUUAUAAAUAAUCCAAAUUUUGUGAAGCCAGCAUAUCGAUUGAAUGAGGUGCAAGGCUGGAUAAGCAGCGGCUUGCGAGAUUUUUCGAUAUCGCGCUCUUCUGUUGAAUGGGGAAUACCCGUGCCAACUGAUAAUAAACAAACAAUAUAUGUUUGGUUUGAUGCUUUACUAGGAUAUGUUUCAGCAUUACUAGAUAAGGAUGAACAACCGAGUCUCGAAAAGGCUGUUGGUGCCGGUUGGCCUGCUUCAUUACAUUUGAUAGGAAAGGAUAUUUUGCGUUUUCAUGCACUCUAUUGGCCAGCUAUGUUAAUGUCUGCUGGAAUAAGUCCUCCGAAAAUGGUGUUUGGUCAUGGAUUCUUGACAAAGGACGGUAUGAAGAUGGGUAAAACAUUGGGAAAUACGCUCGAGCCGAAAGAUUUGGUUAACAGGUUUGGGUCAGAUGCUGUGAGAUACUUCUUCUUGAGGGAAAUUGAGUUCGGCAAUGAUGGCGAUUUCUCAGAAGAACGCUUCAUCAACACAAACAAUGCACAUCUAGCCAAUACUAUUGGAAAUCUUCUAAAUCGCACACUCGGACUCCUUAAAAAAAAUUGCCAAUCUACCUUGGCAGUAGAUUCAACUAUUGCAGCCGAAGGAAAUAUGUUCAAGGAGACAGUAGAAAUAUUGGUGAAUAAGACGAAGAUCCAUUACGAGAACCUUUCGUUGUCCUCAGCUUGCGAGUGUGUGUUAGAAAUUGGAAAUGCUGGUAACCUUUAUAUGGAUGAAUGUGCUCCGUGGUCUCUUUUUAAACAAGGAGGUUCUAGUUAUGAAAGAGCUGCAAAGGACCUUGUUCUUAUACUUGAAGCUAUGAGGAUUAUAGCAGUGGCUUUAUCUCCAGUUGCUCCAAGCCUAUGCCUGAGAAUAUACACACAGCUUGGAUUUUCAGAAGCUGAGUUUGAGGCAACAACUUGGAGUGAUACAAGAUGGGGUGGGCUUAAAGCAGGUUCAGUUAUGGCUGAGCCUAAGCCAGUUUUUGCAAGGAUUGAAAUGAGGAAAGAUGGUGAAGAAGAAAUAGUAGAAGCUACAGAAAAGGUGUCUAAAGCCAAGAAAAAGAAUUACAGUAAAGGACUAGUUCAAGCCUAA